Messenger RNA from Penaeus vannamei (Pacific white shrimp), 949 nucleotides. NCBI's taxonomy places the organism in Eukaryota, Metazoa, Arthropoda, Malacostraca, Decapoda, Penaeidae. The record is from RefSeq and is a predicted model, not a curated record.
CACACCGGUACACAUGGCUGCAUACAAAGGCCACAUGGCGGUAUUGGAAGUCCUGAGCCGAAAGGGCGCUCGCUUGGAAGAGACCGACAAGGACGGCGACACACCUCUCCACUUGGCAGCCUCUGAAGGCCAUCUCCACGUCGUGUUUUUGCUCCUUUCCCUGAAGGUUUCCCCGAAGCCGAAGAACAGGCGAGGGAAGACCCCCCAGGAUGUGCUGAAGAAACCCUCCGAGACAAAAAACUCCAACAUGAAAAUAUUCAGAAGCAUCUCCCAGACACAUAUAAUGGAGAAAUGGGUUGAAAGCGAGCGGGGAAGACUCAACCUCACGAGGGAAAUGAGGACGCAGCAGACGAGCCACGAAGAAGACCAAAAAGACCUGCAAGAGAAGCUGCGAGAAAAGGAUGAGAAGGUCAAAGAGACGCAGAAUGAAAAUGCCGCUUUGAAGGAUGCUGUUGCAAAGAAAGAUGGGGAUUUAGAAAGAUUGAAGACGAGCCUCGAAAACUACCAAAAAGACAUGAAGGAGAAGCUGCGAGACAAGGAUAAGGAGGUUGAGGAGAAGGAAAUCGACAUUGCUUCUUUGAAGGACGCUCUUGCGAAGAAGGAAGAUGAAAUAAGCGCAGUUAAGACGAGCCUCGAAAACUACCGAAAAGACAUGAAGGAGAAGCUGCGAGACAAGGAUAAGGAGGUUGAGGAGAAGGAAAUCGACAUUGCUUCUUUGAAGGACGCUCUUGCGAAGAAGGAAGAUGAAAUAAGCGAAGUUAAGACGAGCCACGAAAAAGACCAAAAAGACCUGCAGGAGAAGCUGCGAGAAAAGGAUGAGAACGUCCAAAAAACGCAGGAUGAAAAUACUGCUUUGAAGGAUGCUGUCACAGAGAAAGAAGAUGUUAUAAGAAGUCUUCAGGUGAGAUACAGAUGAAAGCAGAGAGAGUCCUGAAGUAGGGAAAGGGAG